Messenger RNA from Ambispora leptoticha, 176 nucleotides. The record is from the annotation of a GenBank genome assembly. NCBI's taxonomy places the organism in Eukaryota, Fungi, Glomeromycota, Glomeromycetes, Archaeosporales, Ambisporaceae.
AUGUCACAAAAUUUACGUAAAGAAGCAGCUACUCGGGCAUCUCGACAUGCGAGUAAAGACAUGUGGAGUGAAACUUCAGCAGACACCGUCGAUUCAUGGACUUCUGCUGGCAGUAAGAAUGCUGAAGAUGGAAUUUUGGAAGAAGUAAAUUGGGAAGACGAAGUUUCAAACUCACC